AUGGGGGGUGGUAGUUUUACCUAUAUUUCGGACCAUGGUGACAAACUAAGCAAGCUGGACAGAGUUCUUGUCUGUAUGGGUUUUAUGGAGAGGUGGCCUACGGCCUCGGUUCUAGCACUUAAUCGAGAUGCUUCUGAUCAUAGGCCGAUAUUAUUAUCCACCAUUCCUUCAGAUUAUGGGCAUAUCCCGUUUCGAUUCUUUAACUCUUGGUUGGAGUUACCUGGGUUUUCGGAUUUGGUGAAACAUCUGUGUCAAAAUUUUUUCUUCAACGGUCCAGCUGAUAUGGCCCUCUUGGUUAAGUUGAGAUGGUUAAAAAAUAAUAUAAAAGCUUGGCUAAAGGCUGAAAAAGUCAGGUCCGAUGGAGAAUAUUCGGUUAAAAAAAAUCGCAUCCAAAGUUUGGAAAGGGAGGCGGAGUUACGGCCUUUGGGAGAUGGGGAACUAAAUGAAAGGGCGGAAUGUAUUAGUUUUAUUAUGGAGGUGGAUCGUAGAAAGCAGAUGGACGCUAAGCAAAAAUCCCGAUCUAGAUGGGCCCUUGAAGGAGAUGAAAACUCGGCCUUUUAUCAUAAUGUCAUCAAUGCCAACAUUAGUAAUAACCGUAUUAACGGUCUGAUCGUCAAUGGUGUUUGGUGUUCAAAUCCUGUGUUAGUUAAAGAAUCAUUUUUUGAUUUUUUUGCUAAUCAGUUCGUAGAGCCGAUGAAUGCUAGACCUGCCGUCAUAUGUCAGAAUUUGGUUUCCCUGUCUGAUGCGGAAGCUAAUAUUCUGGUUGAGCCGUUUUCGCUUAUGGAAAUUAAGGAAGCUAUAUGGAGCUGUGUUGGGGAUAGGGCUCCGGGCCCGGAUGGAUUUAAUUUCAAAUUUAUCAAAAAGCACUGGGAUAUGUUUCAAGGUGAUUUUUUAAAGUUUUUCAAGAGUUUUACGUUAGUGGGAACAUAA
Messenger RNA from Helianthus annuus (common sunflower), 930 nucleotides. RefSeq lists its product as uncharacterized. The record is from RefSeq and is a predicted model, not a curated record. Bases 1 to 930 code for a protein of 309 amino acids. The transcript has a single exon. Lineage: Eukaryota; Viridiplantae; Streptophyta; Magnoliopsida; Asterales; Asteraceae.